AUGCCCAACGCCGACCGCAACGUCUGCGUCGACAGCGCCAUCGCCCUCUCACUCGACGCCAAGUCGGAGAAGGCCAUGGAGCUCGAGGCGCUCAGCGCCUCCGUCGUCGAGCGUGAGCCCGGCUCCGGCCCGGACGGCGUCGCAGCCGCUCACGAGAAGUCAAAGUGCGACACCCUCUGCCUGGUGCCGCCCGCCCGGCCUGACAAGCUCGCGGCAUGCACCGAGCUUGUCGAGAGCCGCGCGCGCCGCAGGCUGCGUCAACAACGCACUCCUCAUCAGCUCGGCCUGCGUCGACUACGUCGAGCGCGAGACGCAGCCGCGGCUGUGCGAAUUUAUCGAUCUCGAGGCCAUGGCUUUGACGACAGGCACCGCGGCCAGACGAUGGCGGUGACGGGCCGCAUGUUGGCCAGCGGCAAGGAGCUCACGGCGGCGGCCAGCAAGGGUGUCGGCGUGGAGUUCCUGGUGCGCGAGGGCAAGACCAACUACAUCGCCACGAUGGCCUUCCAAGACGUCACCGGAAACCAUCCAACGGAGCCCGAUACCUUCUUUGGGCUGUACGCUGGCGAGCCACGGCCUCAGGGGGAGCGCCGGGUUUCAUCCAAGCCGAAAGGGUCGCUCCUUCGCAGGGUCUUGGAAACACGCGACGCCUUGCUAGGGUAUAUGGGAGGCUUUUUGGCGUUCUGGUCAGCACCAUUGAGCGUGGCGCUCUGUAAAAGACGAGAGUGGUGGAAAAGCACUAGCAGGAUCGUAGCAGUUUAA
This is a messenger RNA of Gaeumannomyces tritici R3-111a-1, 759 nucleotides long. RefSeq lists its product as hypothetical. The transcript has 3 exons. NCBI's taxonomy places the organism in Eukaryota, Fungi, Ascomycota, Sordariomycetes, Magnaporthales, Magnaporthaceae. Bases 1 to 759 code for a protein of 252 amino acids. The record is from RefSeq and is a predicted model, not a curated record.